Linum trigynum is the source of this 2881-nucleotide messenger RNA. NCBI's taxonomy places the organism in Eukaryota, Viridiplantae, Streptophyta, Magnoliopsida, Malpighiales, Linaceae. The record is from the annotation of a GenBank genome assembly.
UUAUGCUAAUUACCCCUGUUUCCUGUUUCGGGCACUCUACCAUUAUCCGCUAGAAAGAUACCUAUAGCAUUGCUAAGUCGAGCUUCAGCGGCAACUGUAUCCAUAGGAGGCUGAUCGGCGGCCGGACUCUCAACCACAUAUGGCUAUGGGGGCAGAUUUAGGGUUUGGAUUGGGAUUCUGGCAAACGGGUCGUGUAAUACUUCCUACUUUUGCACACCAUUGUUCUUCGCUCAGAAUUCCUCCUCUUUCUUCUUUCCCACCUUCAUUCGCGCGUCCCCCAGCCUCCUCCUCCUCUGAUUAUCCCGAUAACUAUGAAGCCUCCGCCUCAGAUUACCGCCACAACGGCGCUUCUUCUUCAGCUGGCAGCAGCAGCAGCUCUGGCACUGUGGUGUCCGGUACAAGCGCUCGAAGCCGGCGGCUGCUCAAAAUUCGGGAACAGAAGACCAAACGCGAAUUAGAUCGCCUCCACCAAUAUCCUUCCUGGGCUAAGGUGCUCGAGGAUGCUUGCAAACACGACGAGGAGCUCCGCUCUGUUCUUGGUGAUAGCAUUGGCAACCCGGAGCUCAUGAGGAAACGGGUGGAAGAACGGGUCAGGAGGAAAGGUCGGGACUUCCAGAAAUCCAAAACUGGUUCCGUUCUUGCUUUCAAAGUUAGCUUUAGAGACUUCAACCCCAUAGAUUCCUACAUUUGGUUUGAGUUCCUUGGCUCCCCAACUGAUCGUGAUGUGGAUCUCUUCGGUAGCGUUGUUCAGUCAUGGUAUGUAAUGGGGCGCUUGGGUUCUUUUAAUUCUUCAAAUCUGCAGUUGGGAAAUUCAUCAAUGGAGUAUGAUCCCCUGUACGAUGUAGAGAAAGGGUUUCAAGUGAUGCCAUCAUCCUUCCACGACAUUGGUGAUGUUGAGUUUCAGGAUAACUGGGGGCGAGUCUGGGUAGACCUUGGUACAUCUGAUUUCUUUGCCAUUGAUGUGCUGCUAAAUUGCUUGACCGUGCUGAGUUCAGAGUAUUUGGGGAUUCAACAAGUGGUUUUCGGGGGACGCAAGAUGGGUGAUUGGGAAGAAGGGAUGACAAACCCUGAGGACGGUUACAAAUACUUCAAGAUGUAACCAUGAAGUAUGGAACAACAAGUUGUGCUUAUGUUCUCUCUUCUUUCUAGCUUCAUUUGCAAUUUUUGUAUAUGAAUGGAUGUCGAAACUGUGUGACCUGUUGUGCAUGUACUUGGAUGAAGUGCUUUCGACGGCCUCAGAUUUUCAAGGGAAGUGCUUUCGAGGAAUGGUUAGUUUACGAUAGGUAGAUUUAGCAGUGAAAGUUGAUAGUUCAGUUCUAAGGAAUUUCUGUAUGGAUAUGUAUUCAAAAUUUGGAGUCUUUUCAGACUAAUUUUUAGUUUCAAUUAGAGAUAAGAUUAUGAAGUAAAUUAAGGUGUACCGCAAACACACUGAAGCUUGUAGAACUUGCCUUUUACUGUGGUUAUAUACCUAUUAAACCAAAUAAUUCUGAUUGACACAUGGUUAAUUACUUAACAAAGGAAUUAAACAAGCGAAAUCAUCUACAAAAUUGAUUUUCAGAAAUUCUCAUUCUGAUGUAGCCAAAGAGUGACUUUUCUGCCACUAGGCCAAAGGUCCUAUAUCAUCUUCUUCCUAUGACACUUCUCCCAUUAAUAUUUUCAUGCGGCGGGUAAAUUGCAAGGUUAGUCACUAGAAUUAUAAAAAGAAGUUCAUGUUUGGUCACUAAAAAUAUUUAAUUCCAUUCAUGGUCACUAGAUUUAGUAAAACAGUCCAAAUUUAGUCACUCUCCGUUAGUCUCCAUCUGUCUCUGUUAACACCGUCAGUUUUUUGCUGACAUGGCUAACAGACUCACCUAAUCAGCCAAUUUCAACCAUGAAAAAUUGAAACCCGACCCGCCACAUCAUCUAAACCCGCCACGUCAUAUAAAUUAUAACCCAACCCAAAACCCAUCUAAUCAGCCAAUUUCUUCGGCAAUAGCUCCACCGUAAGAUCCAGAUUCGCCACCGACUUCCCCGGCAUCAUAUGCUGCUUUGCUUUCAGCUUGUGCGGCUGGAUCGAUAGGUCAUUGAGGAGCUCCCGCCGGCGCCUUUGUGGAGCACUCGCUGCCAUGCUACAAACUUCCCGGAGCUCCCACGCCAUUCUCCUCGAGAAACUAGCAAGAAUAGAAUGUCACUGCUCUUAACUCCAGCUUUAUUCCAUUUGAUGUUUUGAGCCAGAGAGGAAGCACCCAUCGUCCUUUCACCUCUGCAUCUGGUACGUAGACAUCAUUGUCGGAUCUUGAUUCGACGUGCGGUCGAGAGUGUCGGGAGCUCGCCAGCCUGAUACCGUGAAUCAUCACUAACACAUCGAAUGAUUUUGGGAUCUGGGUUUCUUGGAACCUUCAAAAGAGGCGAUGAAAAGAAGAACAUGACCCAAAAUCGUGCUACAAUCAUUGGUUGCUGGGGAGGAUGUCGCCUUCAUCGCCAUUUAUUAGCGGGAUUUCAGAUCUACCUGCUGGAGAGAUUUGGGGUUGGUGCUCGACGGUAGUUAUGGAUCUGGAGCUGGUUGUUGAGUGGAGGGAAAUGAUAGAGAGUGGGAAGAACGACAACAAUGGGCUGGUCAAUGCCUCUCCUCACAUUUAUGUACGCCGCUGAAGAAACCCAAAACCCCCCACCGAUGAAGAAGAAAAGAUGGGAUUGUCGUCAUGAUUCGGUGGCCAAGAUUGUCGCCGACACUGGGUUUAACAAAAUGAAGUGGGUGAGAUUCUCUCCGGGAUUGGGUUUAGGAAAAGGGGAUUUGCAAUUUUGGGGUUUUUUUGGGGUGUUCUGGGCAUCGGAUAUGGGGAAGAAAAAUGAACAAAAAGAAGAUGGAUUUCUGAUCUGGAAAUAAAAAUGGGGUAAAAGU